GGGUGGGACUCCUCCCCCGGCGCGCAUUAAAACCCAGCUCAGACGGACAGACCGGCAGUCUCUCUUCUCAGAGGAGCGUCCCUACGACACCCCACCCUGCCCUACCGGCGAAGCUCGGGCUCUCCAGGUGCCCCCGACAGCCAGGCAGGAUGGUGGUGUGCACCCUCGCCUGCUGGAGAUGCCGGUGGCUCCUGCCCCUGCUGCUGGGCCUGGCCAUCAUCAUGGGCAUCAUCGCGCUGGCGGGCAGGGGCUGGCUGGAGUCGGAGUCGGAGCCCUACGUGCACCAAGCGUCGCUGUGGGAGAGCUGCACGCGGAGCGAGCAGGACAUCAACUGGAGCUGUGAAUCCCUCAUGGACUAUGGAUGGGGGAGAGCAGCAGCUGCCACGUACCUCGUUGGCUUUGUGAUCCUGGUCAUCUGCUUCGCCCUCGCAGUCAUCGCGUUCUCAGUGGAAAUACUCCGUUUCAACUUUGUGCGGGGAAUUGGAGGCUUGCUCUUUGUUGUCGCUGCAUUCCAGAUCAUAGGCUUGGUCAUCUACCCAGUGAAAUUCACAGAAGAAAUCCCACUGAUGGGAGAUAAUAUGUUCAGCUGGGCCUACGGUUUUGGUUGGGCCAGCACUGUUGUUGUGAUAGGUUGCGCUUUCUUCUUCUGCUGCCUCCCCAACUGGGAAGAUGAAGUCCUGGGAAACAUCAAGCCGACCUAUUACUACUCCUCCCCAGAGAGAGCACCAUACUUAAAUUGAAAGAUUAACUCCAACUACAAUCAACUGUCAAAGCAACAGAAGAGCACCUCUGCUGUGACUUUUGGUGCGAUUAUAAGAGACUGAAAAAAAACCCACCUUAUUUCUUCAGAGUAUUUCUUACUAGCACUGGUAAAAAAAAUAGUAAAAACAUUGGCAUCUCUAAGCAAAUAGCUUUUACCUAAAGUAUUAUUUAUGUAUUCUCAUGUCAAUUCUGUUUAGGUGGUUUACUUGCUCCUUUCCCUCCUAACUAAUUGAGUCACCCUUAUUUUAUUCAAACAUUUGCUUGUGAAUAAAGACAUAGGGUUUCAAGUUCAGAAAGGAGGAAGAGAGAUUUUAAACAACCCACAAGGGAGACCUGCAAAAUGUUAUUUUUUUUGCAUUUUUAUCUCCAACAAAAUUUUCUUAAAUAAAACUAGGAAAAAAAUGCAGUCCUUCUAAAGAAUGCUUUUUCUUCCACCAAAGUCAGUCCCAAGGAAGGAACUUUACUGAAUCUAUUACAGUCACAUGCUGCCUAAGAAUCUCUUCUCAUUCCUGUUACUGGACUAUUUUGACUAUUAACUAUAUGAACUAAGGGGAAAAUAAAAUUAUUUUUUUCCUCCAUCUGUUGCAGUUGGAUGGAGAUUUCCUCUAAAGCAUGGAGCUAGUGUGUGUAAUGGUGGCUACUGUAACACUUAUUGGUGUUUUUGUGGCCACUGCAGUACUUGUGAUGGAGACACAUGGAAUUAAAUAUUAAUUGUCACAGAACCAAUAAAUCUUCAGAUGUUAAAGUGUUUACAUUCUUACAUGGUAUUUGACAGAUGCUGAUUUAGAAAAUGCUUUUCAGUAGAAACACACACUGUUCUUUAUGUCUGCCCUUUAAAAACUGCAGUAUUUUAAUUAUCAGACAUGCUUUGGAGGGAAACCUUAGCAUAAGGUGUUGAAAACCUCCAAAAGUUUCUAAAACACACUGUAGGUACUCCAGGGAUUGGUAAGCUUGGGAAAGUUUUGUGAGUCACUAGAGAUAACAGGUAUAAAUAGGAAAGCAGUCUGUGACCAAUAUAUACAUGCAAACUUCAUACGGACAUGUGUCUCAGGGCGUAACCUGCUGGGCUCCCAGCUUGUCUUUCUGGAGCUGGCGACUGCUUUCCAGUGAGACAGAGCUGUGUCUGUGUCCGUCAUGGACCAGAGCAGCUUACGGCGUAUUUAGUUAAGGUCUGUAAUCUUUGUCAGGGCUUUCUUCAGCUGGGGAAGAAAGACUGCUUUCCCCUUAUCAUGAACCCAGUACUCAGGAGAUGGUAAAUGCGUGGGUAUAUUUAUUCAUGCACAUGUACAAAAUAGAGCUACAAUGCAUUAAUCAGUAUCCUGUAAAACCAAAGAAAUGUAGAUCUAAGCUUUUUCAAUGCCCAAUAUAUCUUGUAUUAUAUGUUGUAUACCAUUCUGUUUUGUAACACCUUUUCUAAUUUGGCAGUUCUGCGUUUUGUAUGUGUUCCUGCUUUGGAAAGGCCGGGUGAUGUCUUAACACCCCUUGCAGGCCUGUAUUUUAUAAUUUUACAGAGUACAAACAUCUGCAGACUUCAGAACAGUGUUACAAGCUCAGUCAGUCAUGGCAUAUACAAUCAACUGUGCUUGUGAUUCUUGCUGAAGAAGACAACUUGUGACAAAUGUGUCUUUAAGAACACAAUUUUCUUCUGUACAGUACUGGUGUGGGGGGGUAUACUGUGUAGACGUAUCUGUAUUAUGAGUAACGUCAGUCAGUUUCUAGCGAAUUCAAAAUACAGAAGAGAAUCUCAAGUCUGGAAAAUCCUUGCACAGCUAAAGCUGAGAAGGAGAAAAGACAUAAGAAAAUGAACACCCUUCCUAAUGAAAGGGAGGAUGGUAUGGUAAUAGGGUUUAGCAUAACUUAAGUCUUUUGUAUGUUUUUUAUAAGCACUGUCAUGACUUGUCAAAAAAGCACAAAUGUAAAAUAAACUUGGUUCUGAAUAUACUGGGUAGAUGGAAGCAUAAGCAGCAUGUUACACAAUUAAGAUGUCUGGGAGAAAGCUGUUGCAAAUAGUCAUUAAUUACUCUCAAGUGAUACUAAUGUAUGUGGCACUCCUUUCAAAUGUGGUGGCUUAAUUAAAAUGUUUUAAUUGAUA
Messenger RNA from Cygnus olor (mute swan), 2854 nucleotides. RefSeq names its product p53 apoptosis effector related to PMP-22-like. The transcript is spliced from 3 exons. NCBI's taxonomy places the organism in Eukaryota, Metazoa, Chordata, Aves, Anseriformes, Anatidae. Gene Ontology annotation, cellular component: membrane; cell-cell junction. Gene Ontology annotation, biological process: cell-cell adhesion. Bases 150 to 740 code for a protein of 196 amino acids. The record is from RefSeq and is a predicted model, not a curated record.